GAGGACUGAUGCGAUUGGGUGUACAAAAGAAAAGAAUGGCUAUAUAAAUAAAAAACAAAGCGGGCCGUGCGUCGUAUCAAUACAGGUUCUUGUUGGCUUCUCCUUCGUUUCACGUGUUGUUGUGGUCAGUUGAAGACUAAUUUUGUGAUUUAAACUUUAAACGGAUCCCCAAAGUUGGAUGUUUAAUGAUGGAUCCCAGUGGAGAAGAUGAGGUAGGGCAUACGAAGAACGGCGAAGAAAUAUUUGAAGAUGCAGAAGAAGGCGAUUGUUUCAAUGGCAAUUGUGAAAGCAAUGGAGGUUGUUUGGAUGAAGGAGAUGCUCUGGGCAGGCCUGGCUCUCGCCCUGGAGAAAUCUACGCUCGGAUGCCCGUUCCAAAAUACGCAACACAUUACAAAAUGGACCACAAGAAACGAGGCGUUGCUCUGAUCUUUAAUCAUGAAAUGUUCGAAUGCUUUGGUUUAAAAUCCCGGGCUGGCACCAAUGAGGACUGCCGAAACCUAAGCGACUCUCUCAGAUAUCUCGGCUUCGACGUGCAAAUUUUUAAGGAUCUAUCAUACAUGGAAUUGGAAAAUCGGAUAAGAGACGUGUCUGCCAUGGAUCAUACCCAUCACGACUGUCUCUUCAUUGCUGUCCUUUCUCAUGGGGAAUCGAACAUUGUGUAUGCAAAGGACAAUGCAUACAAACCGGAUAUUUUAUGGACGUUUUUCACACCCGACAGGUGCCCAACAUUAGCAGGUAAACCGAAGAUGUUCUUUAUGCAAGCUUGCCAAGGCGAUAAACUGGAUGGCGGUGUGAAUUUAGCAAUGAGCAGAACAGAGACCGACGGAGAGAUUUUCACGUCCUACAAAAUUCCGUCCCAGGCCGAUUUUCUGAUUGUGUUCUCCACAGUUCACGGUUACUAUUCUUGGCGCAAUACCACCAAAGGGUCCUGGUUCGUUCAAGCUCUGAGCGAUGAGCUGCAGCGCAGAGCUCACGAACAGGAUCUGAUGACGAUCCUCACCUUCGUGUCUCAACGCGUAGCUGUGGACUUUGAAAGCAAUGUUCCCGACUCACCAACCAUGCACAGACAGAAGCAAAUUCCCUGUGUGAUGAGCAUGCUUACGCGGCUCAUUAAAUUCACCAUCCCCGGAGAAAUUUUGGAUAAAAAAUCCGAUGCUGCCCCUGAAAAUGACACUGCCUCAUGUUCAAGCAGUUAAAUUUUUGAUACAAUGCGAUAAACUACCUAUUGAAUGACCCAAUACCAUUUUACACUAAAAAUAUAUUUAGAGAAUACGUAUUUUUGUAUACCGUGCCAUUGUCUUUCAUGCAGACCUUUUUGUACGCCAAUUUACAAGAAUGCUUUUUUAUGCAUCUGAGCUAAAUGUAUCAAAUUUAAAUGUAAAAAUGACAGAAUAUUUUAAAAUGCUACUUUUUCCUGUUUAACUAAAGACUUUGCAAUGUAUGAAAAGGGGGAAACUUUGGUUUUUGCCAACUAUUCCUCGGGCAUUUAAUAGUGCAAUAAAAUCAUACAAAACGAAAAAAGUCCUUGAGCAUUUGGAUAGCUGGAAUUAUCCAUUAAUAUGUUGUAUGUUUUUUCUGUCAUUUGUUUAUAUUUUGACAAUUUAUCCUAGAUGCGCAUUUAUUUUUCUAGAUUAAGUCUUAAGCUAUAAUCAAGUGAUGAAUCUUUUAAAAUUCGACUGUCCUACUUACUAAUAGUGCUAGCUAUUCGCUUUUAUCAAUCGAAUUUGCAGAAGGUUCAUUAAUUUUUACAUAUCUUGGUUAUUUAGAUUAGGUACCUAUGUUUAUUGCUCAUUUUUAUUUUAGAGUAGAAAAUUAUUAUGGUAUUCCUAUUAUAUUAUACUUUAGUGAAUUUUUUUGAUAUAUUUUUAUGUAUCUACUUAUUUGCUAAUAAAUAUUCUUCAAUUA
This is a messenger RNA of Dendroctonus ponderosae (mountain pine beetle), 1905 nucleotides long. Its product is annotated as caspase-1. Gene Ontology annotation, biological process: apoptotic process; proteolysis. Gene Ontology annotation, cellular component: cytoplasm. NCBI's taxonomy places the organism in Eukaryota, Metazoa, Arthropoda, Insecta, Coleoptera, Curculionidae. Bases 186 to 1196 code for a protein of 336 amino acids. The transcript has 6 exons. The record is from RefSeq and is a predicted model, not a curated record.